AUGUCUGUGUUGCAGGAGGCUAAACUGCCAUCUCGGUGCUCAGUUGCAGGCCCGGCGCUGCCUCCAGGUUACAAGAGCAGCUGGAGCUCAGAAACCCCUGAGAGCGGCGACGACUCGGAGCCUCUUCCCCUGCCCAGGGAAGCAGAUGGAGAUUCCGAAGAGGACUUGGAAGGAGCUCCAGCACCCAAAAAGCCAAAAGGAAUUCAGGAAGAUGAUGAUGAUGAUGAUGGAUUUUUUGGACCCGCUCUUCCUCCUGGAUUUAAAAAACAGGACGAUUCUCCAGAGAGGCCCAUUAUAGGUCCUGCAUUGCCACCCGGCUUUAGGAAGGCUUCAGAGGACACUGGGAGUACCAAAUAUUCCAUAGGACCUUCCGUUUCAUCAGAAUUCUCUUCCCAGGUAACAGAUAGCAGUGAAGAGGAAGACAACCUUAUAGGCCCAAUGCCUGCAAAAGGACCGAUGGAGUCUGAUGUAACUAAGGAUUUUGAACGCAGAGCUCAGAGAAUGAAAGAAAAACUGACUUCAGCAGACAAUGACGAACCCAAGAAAGUUACCAGGGAAUUGUGGAUGACAGAGCUUCCCCCAGAACUGAAAAGCUUUGGGUUUGGCCCGAGAACGUUCAAGAGAAGAGCGGAUGAAAAAUCUGGCGACAGAUCCGUUUGGACAGACACUCCAGCCGACAGAGAGAGGAAAGCCAAGGAAAGAGAAGAGGCCAAGAAGUCGGCCAGUAAGGUUGAUGAGGAGACUGUGCUGUCUGGGAGAGACAAGCGACUCGCUGAGCAGGUGACUUCCUACAAUGAGUCGAGGAGAUCAGAAUCCCUCAUGGAUAUACAUCAUAAAAAGCUAAAAAGCAAAGCAGCUGAAGAGAAGAACAAACCUCAAGAAAGAAGGCCGUUUGACCGAGACCAGGAUCUCAAAGUCCAUCGAUUUGAUGAAGCACAGAAGAAAGCCCUGAUAAGAAAAUCACGAGAUCUGAACACCAAGUUUGAGCACAGUAAAGGCAAUAUGUUUUUGUAACAUACAAGCUUGAAGCUUUUUCGAAGUCAGUUAUAUUUCAAAUACUUAA
Molecule: messenger RNA, 1063 nt
Organism: Nothoprocta perdicaria
Lineage: Eukaryota; Metazoa; Chordata; Aves; Tinamiformes; Tinamidae
Gene: GPALPP1
Product: GPALPP motifs containing 1
Exons: 8
Coding region: 1-1014 (337 amino acids)
Source: RefSeq, a predicted model, not a curated record